Molecule: messenger RNA, 1057 nt
Organism: Bombus terrestris (buff-tailed bumblebee)
Lineage: Eukaryota; Metazoa; Arthropoda; Insecta; Hymenoptera; Apidae
Exons: 3
Coding region: 65-535 (156 amino acids)
Source: RefSeq, a predicted model, not a curated record
GGUCUAUAAAAGAGAGGUACACCUCCUCGAUGGCGCAGUCACAGUCACAGUGAAACCAUACAAAAUGUUCCGUUCAAUUGCCGCUGUUUUCAUCGUGGCCCUACCACUACUUCAGGCCGCUUCUGCUAUCGAUAUUUCUCAGGACAAGAACAUACACGUGGAACUCACCAGCAACGAUGCUGUGCAACAAACAAAAUCGGUAAGUUCCUAUCCAGAGGAACGUGGACCUCUAUUUAUCGGGGACCUCACCGCCGGCCAACGCUACGCAGACGAAACAGUUUUCCGUCGUGUAAUUGAAUUCAACAAUCCAACCAACACGAUUCAGAGCUCAACGUUAGACGUAUCUGUUACGAGCGGAGCAAUUCAUUAUAUCAGUGCUCGAAACGUACAAGGCAGUCAAGCAGUUGUCUGUGGCAAUCCAAACGCCUUAGGAGGAAGCAAAACUAGCAUUAAUCUUCGAGUACCACCGAAUUCCUUGGCCACGUUAAAUAUGGUCGUCGCGGCGCAUGACAAUAACCGCAUGAUCAAGUCUUAGAACAAUGAUAUCGUGCUAAUACUACUAUGUUCUUUCAGUCAUGGUCGACCGAAUUGUAUUUUCAACUCGAGGAAAAUAUGAAAGAAUUGUUAUUGAUGUAUGUGUGAUUUCUCGUUUCGAUCGUAUGCCAAUGACUUUCUCGAUUGAAACUAUAGCGAGAUUAGGACAUAUCGAAUUCAAGUUACAUAACAAAUUAAGUUUACAUGAUAUCGGCACCUUGUACAUUGAAAAUUUUUAUAAAAUCAAUCAGCAAUCGUAAUACAUUACUAUUGAGAGAUAUUUUGAAAUCAAAUGUUUCAUUUCGAGAAGAAGAUUAUAAACAUAUUAGCUUUUCGUGUUUUCCAUAAAUGAAAAUAAAACAAGAAAUAAUUUUCAUUAUUUCAAUGUCACUGUAUCACUAUGUCGGCAUCAUUAAAUUAUAAAAGAUUAAGUUUUGAUAAGUGUACCUUAUUAUAAUUUUCACCAUAUCUGUGAAUGUUACUGUACCAACCAUAACAUUGUAAAUCUCUUUUUAUUCUCUAA